Striga asiatica is the source of this 6179-nucleotide messenger RNA. Lineage: Eukaryota; Viridiplantae; Streptophyta; Magnoliopsida; Lamiales; Orobanchaceae. The record is from the annotation of a GenBank genome assembly.
AAAAAAGCACGUGGGCCUACACUCCUUCCCUUUACUCAAACUGUGUGAUGCACGCGCGUAAAUCUCGAGUGUUUGGGCCCUCACAAAUCAGUAUAUAUUUUCCAUUUUCCUCCGAGUGAAUUUAGAUUAGAACCUUUUCUCAAUACCUCCGCCUUCAGUAGUCUUCUGUAACUGCACACCGAGGAAGAAAAAAAAGCCCUAAAAGUUCAAGAAAUUCCCAAAUUGGAAAUACAAUUUUUCUUUGUAUAAUCAUAAUCUUGACUCUCAAAUUCUCAAUUCUAGAGUUUUUCCGGAAGAAAAGAGAGAUGAAAAAGUAUGAUAAAUUCUAGGGUUCUAUGGUGUUUCGUUGACGUUUCCUCUGCAUGAUCGAGUGGCUGAAGUCCAGUCUUGUACGCGCCCCAUUUUCUACGAUUUGCUUUCAUUCGGACACGGGAAACCCUUUGAACCUUAUCCAUUUUUGAGUUGAAUUUGUAUGGUGUGCGAGGUGUAGAAAUUAUCUGGGGAGACAGAGGAGGAGGCAGAUAGGUAGCGCGCACAUUUGUUUGCUCUUAUUCUUGUUACAGUCAUGCGCUUAUCCCGGUCUGAAUCUGUAGUUCAGAGAAGGAAGGAUCAGAAAUUCAGGAAUAAGUUCAAGGGUAAGAAAAAGCACAAGAAACUAGACUCAAUUUGUGAGAAAGCUUACACAAAAAGCCAUGAAGGGGCUGAAAAGGCUGAAUCAAGCGAGCUCAAUAACGGAGGGAAUGAAUUGGAGCUUCGGAGGAGCAGCAGGGCUCGUAAGGCCCCCGUGUUGCUUGAUUCAUCACCUAUGCCGCCAAAAAAGCGCAGAAGGAUUGAUAGGAAUAUGACCGGUGGUGUGGAUAAGGUCAGAAGAGGAGAUAGGGCACAUUGUGAGACACCGUGCUCGAGUUCGAGGGAUUUGGAUGAACAGAUUGGUAGUUGGGUACCAAGGUUGAGAUCUAGGGGAAUGGGUGCAGGAUUUUCUAGGAGGCAUAGAGGAGAAUCUUCAGAUAAGGGUAAGAGAAAGCUUUUUGAUGAUCAUGGUGGGUCGAAGGAUAAAGUGGAACUGCAGAGCUACAAAAAUAAAGAGGCGUCAGUGGGUGAGAAGUCAACAAUUGUUAAAUCAAAGAGGCCAGGAAGAAUUAAAGCUUCAAAUGUCCUGGAAAAUCAAGACAAGGAAAUUGAUUUGGGAGAGAGGUUGGACAGUGGUGAAGAAAAGAGCAGGGAUGAGGGUAUGGAAGUGAUGGAUGAUGAAGAUGGACUGCAAUUGGAGGUGGAAUUGAAAUUCGAAAAUGCAGUUGCAGAAAUAAAUGGCCGUGUGGCUUCAGCGCUGCCCGAGGUAGAGGAGCGGGAACUUGAACUGGAUUCAGAUGCAGUUGAAUUAGAAGUUUCCUCUGUGGCUGUACAGUUGGAUGAGAACAACAAGACUGCAGUUCAAAGGGAUCCAGGAUUGGGAGAAUGUGAUACCAAUGGGAAUGUGGAGACAAUAGAAGAUUGUAUGGCGCAGGAAGAAUUUGCAUCUGAUGCUUUACCUGACCAAGGUUAUGUUGCUGGAAUCGAUUGUGCGACAGCUGAACAAGCAAAAGAAGACGGGGUUCAUCCUGAUAAGCCUCUUGAAGAUGAAACCAUUAACAAGCAUCGUGAAGAUGAGACAUCUAACAAAUCGAAGGGGAACUACAAUGCUUUAGCUGUUGAAGACAGGAAACCGAGAAUAAAACUGGGAAGACGCUGUGGUUUAUGUGGGGGUGGCACAGAUGGAAAACCUCCUAAAAUCCUUGUAGUGGAAGGUACUGGCAGUGAUAGUGAGGCUUAUAGUGGAUCUUCUGCUUCAGAAGAACCUAACUAUGAUGUAUGGGAUGGAUUUGGAGAUCAAUCUGGAUGGCUUGGGCGGCUUCUAGGUCCUAUCAAUGAUCGGUUUGGUAUAGCAGGAAUUUGGGUUCAUCAACAAUGUGCUGUAUGGAGUCCAGAGGUUUAUUUUGCAGGUUUGGGCCGCCUGAAAAAUGUCAAAGCUGCACUUUACCGAGGAAGGGUCCUGAAAUGCAGCCGCUGUAGGAGACCUGGAGCAACCAUAGGGUGCCGCGUUGAUCGAUGUCCAAAAACUUACCACCUACCAUGUGCGCGGGCUAAGAAUUGCAUCUUUGAUCACCGCAAAUUUCUUAUAGCAUGCACUGAUCAUCGGCGUCUAUUUCAACCAUGCGGGGUACAAUAUGCACAACGGUUGAAGAAAAUGAAGGCAAAAAAGUUGAAGUUGGAAUUAAGGAAGAUGGCCAAUGAUGCAAGCCGUAAGGAUAUUGAAGCCGAAGAAAAAUGGUUGGAGAAUUGUGGGGAAGAUGAGGAGUUUCUGAAACGUGAGGGAAAAAGGCUUCAACGGGAUUUGUGGAGAAUAGCACCUACAUACAUUGGAGGUGAAAACUCCGAGCGCCAGAGACAGUUCCAGGGCUGGGAAUCUGUUGCUGGGUUGCAAAAUGUCAUUCAGUGCAUGAAAGAGGUUGUCAUACUGCCACUCCUAUACCCUGAGUUUUUCAGUAAUAUAGGACUCACACCUCCUCGGGGAGUUCUGUUGCACGGGUUUCCUGGAACUGGUAAGACAUUGGUUGUGCGUGCACUAGUUGGUUCCUGUGCUCGUGGUGACAGGAGGAUAGCAUAUUUUGCACGCAAAGGUGCAGAUUGUCUUGGAAAAUAUGUCGGUGAUGCUGAGCGCCAGCUCAGACUUUUAUUUCAGGUUGCGGAAAAAUCUCAGCCCUCUAUAAUUUUCUUUGAUGAGAUAGAUGGUUUGGCCCCCUGCCGCACCAAGCAGCAAGAUCAAACACACAAUUCUGUUGUCUCCACUCUGCUCGCGUUGAUGGAUGGCCUUAAAUCUCGGGGUUCAGUUAUUGUAAUUGGAGCAACUAAUCGUCCGGACGCUGUUGAUCCGGCUCUAAGGAGGCCUGGAAGAUUUGAUCGGGAGAUUUAUUUUCCACUGCCUUCUGUUAAAGACAGAGAAGCAAUCCUCUCAUUGCACACUCAAAAGUGGCCCAAACCUGUAGCUGGGUCCUUAUUGAAGUGGAUGGCACAGAAAACUGUGGGUUUUGCUGGAGCCGACCUGCAGGCUCUUUGUACUCAAGCGGCUAUAGUUUCUCUUCGAAGGAACUUCCCUUUGCAAGAAGUCCUCUCAGCAGCUGAAAGUAGAGCUGCCGACAGUAACUGCCCUGCUAUUCCAGCUUUUUCUGUGGAGGAGAGAGACUGGUUGAAGGCUCUUUCAUGUGCACCUCCUCCGUGUUCCCGUAGAGAAAGUGGUAUUGCUCUGAAUGACGUGGUUUCAUCACCUCUUGAAAUUCAUCUUGUCCCCUGUCUUCUUGUUCCACUUGUGAGACUGCUGGUUUGUUUAUACCUGGAUGAGCGUGCCUGGUUGCCACCACCACUGAAGAAGGCUUGCAGAUUGGUGAAAGAAAUCAUUGUUUCUGCUUUAGGUAGAAGGAGUGUACAGAGUGACAGUUGGUGGUUGCACCUGGACGAUUUGCUUCAAGAAAUGGAUGUUACAAAUGAGAUUGAGAAGAGCAUGUUGCGUGCGAAUGUCCUGUUUGGAGAGCGUGACCUUUAUGCAUCUAAUUUGAUAGGGGAGAAUGCCUACGAGGGUUGUUCAGAUACUAUCCCUUCCAGAUCUGUGUGUACAAGUGUUCGCCCUGGGUUGCUGCAGAAUAUGUCUUAUGGACUCUGUGAUAGAUCAGGCUUUCAAGUGUUGAUUGGCGGAAGUCCAAGGUCUGGCCAGAGGCAUCUUGCCUCAUGUCUUCUUCAUUAUUAUGUUGGCAACAUUGAUGUAUGGAAAAUUGAUUUGGCUAGUAUCUCCCAUGAGGGGCAUGGAGACUUGAUUCAUGGGCUAACACAUAUAUUGAUGAGGUGUGCGAGUUCGAGUUUGUGCAUGUUAUAUAUGCCAAUGGUUGAUUUGUGGGCUGUUGAGGCACAUGAUGAAAUCUCUGAGGAUGUCUGUGAGACAACUUCUAUGAAACCUCAAUCUUCUGACUGUUACGGUGCAAUUGAGAAGGAAAAUGGGUUCUGUCCAAGUGCUGGUGCUGCUUGUUCAGAGGCACCACAAUCUCAACCUACUGCGAAGAAGGCCACAUAUAUCUGGACCUCUUUCAUUGAGCAAGUGGAGUCAAUGCGAGUCAAUACAUCUUUAAUAAUUCUGGCCACAUCAGAAAUACCACUCUCUUCGCUACCUAAUAGGAUAAGAGAGUUUUUUGGGCAUGAAACAUCGAAUUGCAGCCUCUCGACCCCACUAAAUCAUAAGGUGCCGCGAUUCUCAGUGCAGCUCGAUGGGAAAUUCGAUCAUGAUAGAGUGAUUAGAUCUUUUGCCUCUAAGUUGACUAAAGAUAUGGCUCAGCACUUUGUUCAGUCAAUUCGUGGUGGAAAUCAUAAUCCUGAGAAUUCAGAUAAAGCUGAUGACAUGGACCGUGUAGUCAAAGGUGAUGCUGACCAAUCGCACAAUAUGAACCCUAGCCGUGUCAGCCCGACCACCACUCAAGUUUCUUUGUCAAAUAAAAAGACUCCGAAAGGGAGGUCUAAUUUGCUUUUGGCAAUAUCCACAUUUGGCCACCAGAUUCUUUGUUAUCCUCAUUUUGCUGAACUCUGUUGGGUUACAUCCAAGUUGAAGGAAGGUCCUUCAGCCAACACAAGUGGGCCCUGGAAAGGUUGGCCCUUCAAUUCAUGUAUUGUCCAUCCCAUCGACUCGCCGGACAAAGCUGCUGCUGUUCCUUCUGGUUCAAGCAAUAUCAAGACCAAAGAGUUUGGUUUGGUCAGGGGACUUGUUGCAGUUGGGCUAUCAGCAUAUAGAGGAGAAUACACCUCUUUGAGAGUAGUCUGCUCUGAGGUUCGGAAAGUUCUGGAAGCUCUCGUGAGACGAAUUGAUGAUAAAAUUCAAGCUGGGAAAAAUAGAAGUCUGUUUGUUCGUAUUCUAUCACAAGUGGCUUAUCUUGAAGAUAUUGUUAUCGGUUGGGCGCAUGCAUUGCACAGUUUAGAGGAUGAUACUCGUGUUGAGGUAAAUUGUGAUAUAUGCUUGGGUCCAACUGAUAAUGAUAUCUGCAAGGAAGGUAAUUCUGAAGGUGAUUGCUGCAAGCUAGAAGUUCCGGAUGUGAAUGUACAUGAAGAAGUUUGUGGAAAAAAUCCCCAGGCAGUCUUUGCAGAAAAUUCUGAUUCGCCAACCGAUGUCAACAAGGGAUGUGCUGAUGCAGGUCAUGAAGUCAGAGUUACAGCAGACGAGCCUUCAGUCCCCCAUAAAGACACAUUGGCUUUGGACGAAGUUCAUGUAGAGUCUUCAAAUGCUACAGAUAAUCCAGCACUGGGCUCCGUCAAACUUUCUAAUGGUUUUAUUGAAUGUCGUGAGCAGCUCAAUAAUCCUCCACUGACUGAUAAUUGUGCCUCACCCAAAGAUUCGGGUGAAAAUACGACUUUUACACCUGACGCUAUUGCAAGUCGUCCUACUGCCGUGUGCUUCUACCAAUGCUGCCCUGAAUGUUUUGUCGACCUCUAUAAUUUAGUGGUGAGAAUUAUAAAUGCCGAGUGGGAGCUCAAGGGAUGUGACUCGGGCAUUGAGGAUGCUCAUGAUUUUGUGGCCUCUUUUUCUGCAAAUCUUCACCUGUCACUAAGUAAAUUUUUCGUAGGCGAAAAUUCUCGUGGUAUUAUGAAAAAAGACAGCGGUGAGUAUAGAAAUCGCUGCCAGUGUUUGAAAUUUCACAAAGACGUGUCUGAAUGUGAGGAUCACGAAAAUUUGUUGAUGAUGAACUGCAAUUGUCAUGUUACGAGUAAGAGCAAGGCUGCAAAGAAAAGAUUUCAGAUUUCUCAAGGGUUCGAUUCUAGGUUCGUUUUCAAGGAUGGUGUAUUGACUACUUUAGACACAGAUGAUGCAGGCACUGCUGAUGCUUAUUUUCAUUGUAAAUUUGAGAAGUUAUGCCUUUGUUUUCUCAUAGAGUGGUUGAGUAGAAGGAAGGAGUUUCUUGAUUGAUACCAUGUUUUUUAUGGCUUUAAGCAGUUGUACCCUCUGCAAAUUUUGAUGCACUUGCGGAGUACAAAAAAUUUGGAAUCUCACUGAUUCAAGCACCUCAGAUUUACUUAAAUUUUGUGAUCAGCCAUCUGAUUGUUUUAUUUUCUUUUGUUUUUAAGUUCUUGUUUAUCCAAGUUUGGUUAGUUUUGGUUUUGAAGUACUUGGC